Scutellospora calospora is the source of this 1482-nucleotide messenger RNA. NCBI's taxonomy places the organism in Eukaryota, Fungi, Glomeromycota, Glomeromycetes, Diversisporales, Gigasporaceae. The record is from the annotation of a GenBank genome assembly.
AUGCUGCAUUGGUUAAUUUUAUGUAUUUCAUUAUGGACUGUUACAGAGACUUGGGCGUUAUACGAUAAUAAUGGUCCCGUCAUUAUUCUUUCAGAAAAAAAUUGGGCCGAUGAGGUUUUAAUGACAGAGAAAGUUGUAGUUGUAGAAUUUUUCGCGCCUUGGUGUGGACAUUGUAAAAAUCUUGCCCCUGAAUAUAAAAAGGCAGCAGAGAACCUUAAAGGUCUUGUUAAAUUAACAGCGGUUGACUGUGACGAUGAAGCAAAUAGAAGGAUUUGUUCCACGUAUGAUGUUAAAGGUUUUCCAACGAUCAAACUUUUCCCAAGUCAAGGAAUUGAAGACAAGGAUAACAUUGGAAAGGUUUCAAAGAAACCUAAAGAUUAUAAUGGAGCACGAACUGCUCAAGCAAUUGUUGAUUAUGCAAUCUCUGAGAUACCAUCUUUUGUAAAUUCGAUCAGUAGCGAUAUUAGUAAAAAGAAAUCUUUGACAUUGGAUGAAUUUUUUGCCAAGAGUAAUGACACAAUUUCGAAAGUUAUUCUUUUUACUAAUAAGGAUCAAACAACACCUUUAUACAAAGCUCUUUCUUGCGAAUUUCACAAUAGACUUAUACUUGGAGAAGUUAAAGAAAAGGAAUCAGCUAUAGUUGAGAAAUUUGGAAUUAAUAAAUUUCCCAAGUUAUUUAUUAUUCCAAAAGAUAGUAAAGAUAUCAUAGAAUUUACAGAUAAAUUCAGUUAUGACACGAUAUUCAAGUUUUUGGAUAAAUAUGCAUUGCCUAAAAGAAAAUUGAAAGAAAAAGAAGCACCAGAGCCAGAACCAUUUGAUCCAGAAAUAAAUGAAAUUCAAACACAAUCACAAUUAGAGGAACUAUGUCUUUCCAAACCAAUUGGUCUUUGUGUAUUCUCAUUCCUAAUAGUUGAACCAGAGUAUCCAGAAUCAGUUGCAGAACAUUCAGCAAAUCUUGAAAUUCUUCGUAAUGUGAAAAAAAAACUUUAUGAACAAAAGAGUAUUGAUAAAAAACUUAGUUUACGAUUUUUCUGGUUUAACGCGUUAUCAAAGGAAUCCAAAAAAUUGAUAAAAGAUUUUAAAUUAUCGGAUAUGUUUCCAAAUUUAAUGAUUCUUAAUCCAAAUAGAAAGGUUUAUCGACCACAUCUUGGACCAUUUGAUGAAGAAGGAAUUGAAAGAUUUUUAAAUGAAAUUGCGAAAGGACGUGGAAGUAGUUAUGAGUAUAACUUUGAAGUUAAUAUGGGAGAGAAAGACGAUGAAAAGAAAAAUGAAAAGAUUGAAAAGAAAGAGGAAGAAGAGAAAAUUGAGAAGAAAGAAGAAAAGAAAAUUGAAAAGGAUGAAAAGAAAAUCGAAGAGAAGGAGGAAAAGAAAUGUGAAACAGAUGGACAGGAAAAGGAUGGUGUUUGUAGUGGGGAUAUACAUAAAACAACUAGUGAUAAGUCUGAUGAGGAAGAUAAGCCUAAAGAUCAUGAUGAGCUGUAA